AUGCCGGCCGCAUUCGCGUCGCCGCUCACCACUCCCCGCGGCAGCCGGAAGCGGCGCACCAAGGGCCGCGGGGAGGCCGAGGUGGCUGAGCCCGCGCCGCUGUGGAAAACCGACUGGCAGCCGAGCCUCGUCAGCAAGUUGUCAGACGGCCAGCUCGCUCACUGCAAGGCGGUCUUCUUCGACAUUGACCGGGACGGGUCAGGAUCGAUCGACGAGGACGAGCUGUUGCACGGCCUGCGCUCGCUGGGACACGCCAUCCAGAAGCAAGACGUCAAGCAGAUGAUCGCCUCCAUCGAGGAGUGCCCGAGCGGCAACGGCGACGGGCGGGUGGACCUGCGCGAGUUCCUCCACUGGUACGCUCGGCUGCGCUCGGAGCAGCCGGACUCUGCCCAGAAACGCCUCCGGGAAACCUUCGACCUGCUUGGCGGCGCCAACGGCAAGCUCUCCAAGGAGGCGCUGCAGCGGAAGCUCGAGGAGCACUUUGGCAUCUGCCUCGACGUUGACGAGCUCCUCGACCGCCGUCACACGGGCGACCUCGAUCUCGAGGAGUUUGGCAUGCUGUUGCAGACGCCCGUGUGA
Messenger RNA from Emiliania huxleyi CCMP1516, 579 nucleotides. RefSeq lists its product as hypothetical. Gene Ontology annotation, molecular function: calcium ion binding. The coding region runs from base 1 to 579 and encodes 192 amino acids. NCBI's taxonomy places the organism in Eukaryota, Haptophyta, Isochrysidales, Noelaerhabdaceae. The transcript has a single exon. The record is from RefSeq and is a predicted model, not a curated record.